Candida dubliniensis CD36 is the source of this 3315-nucleotide messenger RNA. RefSeq lists its product as uncharacterized. The record is from RefSeq and is a predicted model, not a curated record. The transcript has a single exon. Gene Ontology annotation, biological process: protein localization to kinetochore; mitotic spindle assembly checkpoint signaling; mitotic sister chromatid biorientation. Lineage: Eukaryota; Fungi; Ascomycota; Pichiomycetes; Serinales; Debaryomycetaceae. Bases 1 to 3315 code for a protein of 1104 amino acids.
AUGGCAAAAAGUAUAUUAAAGGAUAAUCAAAAUCAUACCGUCCCAAUACUUCGUGGAGAUAAUAGUAAUAACAACAAUAGUAACAAAACUGAUGAAUCAAGAAUUUCAAUAAAUUUAAAUCAAAACAACAACAACAACAAUAAUAAUAAUCGACGCGUUUCAUUUGCUCGUGAAGUCACAUUACAUAAGAUUGAUUAUGUUGAGAAUCCUAAUAAUAAACGACGUAAGACUGAUAUUGGGAUUACUUAUCAAGAUUAUGGAGAAUCUUCUGGUAAUGAUUUAAAUCUGGAAAACUAUCACCAUAAUAAUAAUGAUAAUAACAAUGGUAUGAAUAAUAUAAAUGAACAAGAUGAGCACGAAGAAGAAGAAGAAGAACAUGAACAAGAACAGGGUGAUGAUACCUAUGGAGAAAAAAUGCUUGUUGAUAGUUCUGAUGAAGAUGAACAAGAGGAAGAAGAUCAUGUUAUAGACGUCAACAACAACGACCGACGAGAUCAUGAAGAACAGACUAUGGAAUUAACGAGUGUUGGUGUACCAGAAUACAUUCCUCCCGUAAUUGAUGAUGGCAAAGCAAGCACAGAUCAACAGUACCAUAGGGUAGUAGUCGUAGAAGAAGAAGAAGAGGAGGAGGAGGAAGAUAUGGAAUUGACAGAAGGAAUGCCUCGAAAAAUUGAAUAUAGUUCUCCCAAGGAGACCAAUGUAGAUGAUCAAAAUAAUGACGAUGAAGAUAUUACGAUGGAUGUUACAAAUGUAUUAUCACAUAUUCGUCAAAGUGCGAAUCAAAAUCAAAAUUCAGUACAAGAUAAUGCUCAUAGUGAAAAUAAGGAUCCUCAAAAUGUUGAUGAUACUCAGCCAAUGGAAUUGACUCAAACUUUUGAGAAUAUCACCCGAUCAAGUAUUGAGAAACCAGUUCUUCAAGAAGUUAUUGAAGAACAAGAAUUGGAGGGUGGUAUAGAACAACAUGGUUCAGAAAAUAAACCAGAGGUGAAAGAACAAGUAAUCGAUGAUGUUGUCAAUACAGAGCCAGAAGAAGAAAAUGAAUUAGAUCAUCAAAUAAUUGAUAAUGAUAAUAGGGAAGAGAACAAACCUAGCAAUAUAUCGUCUAAUGAUUUUUCCGAACAUAUGGAUCUUACUAUUGUUGAUUAUAAAAAGAUUGAUUAUAAUGGACCAAUUCCUGAGAUUCCUAGAGGUGAUGGAUUUGAUAAUGGAGAAUUAUCUUUUGCUAUGGAUUUGACAGAAAUUCAACUGUUUGUUUGUCCUCGCAAUGAUAAGGAGAAUCAAGAUGAUAAUGAAACUGGAAUUGAUGAAGUAGAUGCCAAUGCCAUUGCCAUUGCACAAGAAAUACAACCAAAUGAAGAAGGAAAAAUAAGGGAGAAUGAAAUUACGGAGAAUGAUGCUAUGGAAUUAACACAAACCAUUCCCAUGAAAAUAUUAGAUUCAAAUGAAGACACCAACUCAAUCUCACAACCAUUGGAAGAAUCAAUACCUACAAGUAAUAAUUUACCAGAUGAAUCAUUAUCACAACCAAUGGAACUUACUCAAAUUGAUUCUAAAAUCACCACAGGAAAAGAAUCUGAUUUAGGUGAAGUGUCUCAACCAAUGGAUCUUACUCAAACAACUUCCAAUAUAUCACAUGAUGAUGAAAUCAAUACAUCAGGGAUUGAAGAAAGAGUGACAACGACUACUAUUCCACUUGCUGAGAUAACUCAAGAUGAUAUUAAUGAAGAAGACGAAAGAGAAGAAGGAAAGACUGAACCACAAGAAGAAAAAGAAGAAUCAUCUGAGGAAGACGAUGAGGAUGAUUCAUUUGAUGAAGAUGAUCCAAAUUAUAUACCUGUUUCAUUAUCGAAAUUUUUAAGUGAUAUUAGAGUACAAUUUUAUGAUGAUUUAGAAUUGGAUCUUAAUUCUAUACCCCGAUUAAGUAUAACCAAUUCUAUUGAAUUAACCCCUAGUUUGCAUGACUAUAUUAAAGCUAAACCAAAUUUAGAAUUAUUGGAAUUAUAUGAAUUUUGUUGUCAUGAAUUAAAUAAAAAAAUCAUUCAAGGACGAGAAUUAUAUAAUGAAUAUGAAAAAACUGUUAUCAUAAAUAAUCCUAUAUUAUUUAAAAAAUAUUAUUCAAUGGAUGAUAAAACCAAAUUAUUAAUUAAUUUAAAAAUUCAAUUAAUUCGAGAUUUUGCUCGAUUGAAAAGUAAAAAAACUUGGUAUGAUUGGAGAAAUCAAUUAAUAGAAAAUUUAAUUGAUAAAUUAAAUGAAGAAAUAAAUUCAUUAAUUAAUGAUAAACAAUUAUUAAUUGAAGAUAUAAAUCGAUUAAAUGAAUUAUAUGAUAAAUGUCGAAUAUAUUUAAACAUAUUGAAUAAUAAAUUUAAUGAAUUAAUAAGAUUGAAAAAUGAAAUUAAACGAAUCCCACCAAUUGAAUUAAAUAAAUUACAAUUAGAUGUUGCUAAAAGGAAACAAGAUAUUGUUGAAAUUAAUAAAGAAAUUGAAAUUAAAUUAUUACAAUUAUCAACUAUUAAAAAAAAUUUACAUGAUAGUAAUGAAAAAAAAUCAUUAUUACAAAUUCAAUUAAAUAAUUUACAAAAUGAAUUUAAUCAAAUUCGAAAAUAUGAUAAUUUGGAAAUUAAAUUAAUUUUAAGGAAAUAUCAAUUUUUACAAAAUUUAACAAAUUUGAAAUAUUUAAAAACCACCCAAAAAGAACAACAACAACAAGAACAAGAACAAGAACAAGAAGAUAGAGGUCAUAAAAUAUCUUUUUUAUUUGAUGAUUCAAUUAUUUGUCAAUUUGAUUUUAUUAAUAAUAAAAUAAUGUAUACUAUGGAACAAAAUAAUUUCAAAAAUAAAUCUUCAUUAAUCGGGGUAUUCGAUCAAAUUAUAAUUGAUGGAGAGAAACAACAAGAAUUAAAUAUAAUUGAUAAAUUUCAAUUAUUUUGUCGAAAUUGGCAUUGGUUAAAGAAAUUAGAUUCUGAUUUAUAUUAUGUUUCAUUAAAAUUUCCCAUUGAAUUGAAAUUUGUUCACAACAAUGAAAAAGAAGAAGAAGAGGAAAAGGAAGGGAAGAAAUAUCUUGAAUUUACCAUUAAAUAUUAUAAUUUCAAAUAUGAUUAUAAAUUAUUAAUUUGUGGAGAAAUUGAUAUUAAUAAUUUUGUAAAUAAUCAAUCUAAUGUAAAUCCUAAGAAUAUUGAAUUUACUGGAAGAAUAAUUCAUCAACGAGGUGAAAUUAAUAACAACAAUAAUAAUAAAUCAUUUAGAGAACAAAUUAGUAAUGAUCUUAAAGUAUUUGAUAAACAAAUUUUGAAUAAUCUAAUAAUUGUUAAUAAAUAA